GUCGGCAGAGUUUUCUCUUAGUCUACUUUCGGAGUUAUUGCGUGCCUCACGCAAGGCGACCAUAGAUUAAGAAGUCAUAUACAACCGAAAAUUUAGCCUGAUGCCCAUAAUGAUAUUGCCACCCGAAAUUUGGGAGAAUAUUCUUGGCAAUUUGACUGCGUGGGAUGCAGUGAAUUGUGCGCGUGUCUGCUGCAUGUGGCACGAGAUUAUGGGCAGAAAAAUAAGAGACGUUUGCCAGCGUACAUGGUCGACUGUUUAUCUGUUGGAGCUGCUAACAAUGGCCGCUGAAGAGAAAGGUCACCGAGGCAAUGAGCGCCAAAUUUUAAGCACAGCUGAAGCCAAGCUUCGAGAUACAAGCCUUUGGGUUAGAGUUUUCGAACUUGACUUGUUAACGAAACAUCUAUCGUACCUCGGCAGAAGAGUUUUACACGGGAGGGAAUUUCUAAAGUCCUUCGAGAACUUGGUGGUGAAAGACGACAGCGACGAAGAAGGAAUUAUCUUGAAGUUCUACUCUCUGCCACAAAUUGAAGAAUUUUGUUUGAGCGUGCCCAAAGGAAUGAACUUAAUUCAGAACGACACCAGCCUCUCCAACGAUGCAUCGCCAUGCACGGCUCAUGUCCGAAUACCCGGGAAACUGCACGAGUUGUAUAGUCUUGGCGUACAAGACGGUACUAUGAUCAUGGUUGCUACAGUAAUGGACAGGGAAGAUUUGUUCUUCUUUACCAUACAAAGUGAUACCGAGGGCGUUCUCAAGGCAUCUAAGCUCCAAGUGCACGGCUUACCUACAAAGUUAUUUAGACCAGUUUCACCUCAUCGCUCUUUUAUCAGUGCGGACAACUCAGGAACUCUUGCGGUGGCCAAAGGCGAUUCCUCCAUCUCCUUAUUUCGGCCGAAUAUAUGCUACGACGAUUUUCAACAGCUUCAAACUGAUUACUGUCUAGUGGGAGAAAUCACCUUCAUCAGUGCAGUCUCGCAGUUCUCGUUGCAUCAGAAUACGCUUAAAACUAUUCUCAAGAACGGGGUAGUGACUGUACACGAGCUCAGAGAAAGCAAGUGUCGUCUGCUGGAAGUUUCUGCCGCGCAUUUAAUAUCCACAAAUGGAACACCUUUGACAUCUGAUGGCCCAGCUCAGCCUCAUGGAGUUCAAGAAGCAGUGCUGAACGCGAUAUGUGUCGGCAACUCGUGCGAGUAUCGAGACCUCGCAUAUCCCAACCCCACCUUCUUCUGCCAACAUCACCUCUUCGUCUCCUCGGCCGUCACAUCCAGACUUUUGUAUUAUUGGCAUAUGGACAGGAACAUCGACUACUGGCUGACUGCAGUUCUUCCUCCGAAGACCGCCAUUGACUCGCUACACCGUGGCAGCAGCAGCUCGUUACCAGACGACCAAACGCACUCAUCCGUGGUGCUGCACAAAGCUUCGUUGGGCGGCGGCGUAGAAGUGCUCGCUGUGCACUACCAACGAGGGCUACUCUUUGCUGCCACGGUAGAGGGUCAUGUGCUGGUGUACCGAUACCAGUGCCAUGCCCCACACCAGCAGGAUGGAGGCACCGCCGUCCUGCCGGCGCUCGACGUGCCGCUGCUGGACCUCAGGCUCGCCGACCUCCCCCUCACUAGAGUCGCCACCCUCUUCUCUGAACGCUUCAUCUACGUCUUCGCGCUCGUCAAGAACUCCUCCGUUAGAGUUGCGAUCGUUGAACUCAACGCCAACCCUGCUCUUAGAGAGGAAUCUUAAUAUGGGCUUCAUGUGAACUGUAAUAAAAUUGAUUCCUAUGCAAGCCAUUUGAAAAAAAAUAUCUGCGAUAUAAUGAUCGCGCUCUCUAUUCGUCAUCGAAAUCCUGGGCUUGAUAUAAGUAAUUUGGCCAAUGGAAACUAGAUUAGCCCACAGUGUUUAUGAAGUAUAUAGUUUAACUAAAGAUUCUUGUGGAUCGUUUUAACAACGAAAUGAGCUCAAUUUAAUCGUGAUUGUGGAAACACUUCUGGGAUCUUAAAUUUGAAGCCAAAAC
Molecule: messenger RNA, 2003 nt
Organism: Hyalella azteca
Lineage: Eukaryota; Metazoa; Arthropoda; Malacostraca; Amphipoda; Hyalellidae
Exons: 11
Coding region: 101-1732 (543 amino acids)
Molecular function (GO): protein binding
Source: RefSeq, a predicted model, not a curated record